Molecule: messenger RNA, 12086 nt
Organism: Pseudopodoces humilis (Tibetan ground-tit)
Lineage: Eukaryota; Metazoa; Chordata; Aves; Passeriformes; Paridae
Source: RefSeq, a predicted model, not a curated record
AUGGGCCGGGCCCCGCCGCCCGCCCUCGGCUCCGGGGCAACCGCGCUGUUGUCCCGAGCCGGGGCCGCGGCGCUGGGAGAGAUGGAGCACUCAGAUGAAGCAACUUCCAAUAAACGGACUUUGAGAACUUUGUUUCGUCCAGCUACUUUACCUCCACCAGUCAUAUCUGAAACGUCACCAUCACAGAGGAAACUAUUGGCAUACCAUAGAGGAAAGGAGCAGCAAGGGAUGAUUAAUCAGUUACUAAUUGAUCGAGCUCUCAAAGUCUAUUACAUAACCAUGGAUGAAACAGAUCAGAGAGAUGCUGCACCUCCUAUCAAAGAACUGCCUUCCACUAGGAAGAAAAUGGAUGAUGAAGAAAGCCAAAAAAGAGCAGAAUACCUCUUUUUGAAGAAAUGUGUGCAGAGUAAUCCAGUGGUUCCCAUCCAACGGCAGUGGCUGAGGUCCAUGCUCACCAUGGUGCCACAGUCGCUUAUGGAGGGCAGAGAUAAAGAGCUGCUCACUGAAGACCUUUUAAAGGAGGUAGUAAGGGAUUAUGAAAUGAGCAUGCAAAGAUGUGUGUUGAGAAGAGCUCUUGUUAAACCAGACAUAAAAGAACUUGAUAAGUUGGAAGAUGAGGCACCUUUGCCUUUAUUACCUCUAGGCUUGGAUUUUUCUAGUACAUGGCAUAACAGUUAUAUCAAAGCAAAAAAAGAAAUCAUGUCCAACUUACAUAUUCUUCACCCCACAAUGAAAACUCUACUGGAUUUUGGUUAUACAGCAUUCUUUAACUUUCUUGUAGUGGAUUUCUCUAGUUCCAGAUUGAAAGGAUCAGUUGACUGUAGAUCUUUUAAAACUGAUGCAUCUCUAAGCUGUUCUAAAGCAGAAGAUGAGAUAAUGCGUACAUGGUACCAAAGAGUUUUCAGCCACUUUACGCAGUCAGAGGCCUUGGAUGGUGUACAGUUGGAUCAGCUUGAGUCUUUUUGUAACUGUGUGGCUGUGCUUAUGUCUAAUCAGGUGAAAGAAUUACUGCAAAGAUCGACUGAAGUUUUUGUGAAACUUUUUGAUCCUGACGACAGAAGUAAUCUGCCUUUAUUUAAGAUGGACUUGACUUUCGAUGAAAAUAGAAUGGAGUUUUAUCCAGGCUUAGAAGACCUAGAAGAAGCAAUUUUGUUUGUAGUAGAUUGUAUAGGACAGACUCUUCAGAACAUCCAAACGGUGCAUGCUUGGCUAACGGGAGGCACUGGAACCCUGGAUGCUGAGCUUCCUGCUCACACCGUACAAUGGGCCAAAUCCACUCUGAAAAAAUCUAUUGGAUACAACUUAGAAGGCCCAAAGGAACAUUUUAAAAGCUAUGUUGAAAGUUAUGGCUGGCUUGUGGAUGGAACUGCAGAGAAACGGAUAAACAGAUUUAUGGCAGAACAACCCAGUUUUGAUGAGUACACUACUUUCAUAGAUGAAUUUUUCACCCUCAAGAAGGAAAUCAUGAGUUUGCCAGAGGUGAUUUAUUUCCCUAUGAUCUGUUUGAAUUGUGAGGAUUUAAAGCAAGGUUUGGCUGAUUGUGCAAACAACUUGGCAAAAAUGCUAAUGGACAAAAUAUUUACAGAUUACAGAGAGGAAAAUGAAAGGAUAUGCAGCGAAUUUGAAGCCAUUAAGGAAUGUGCACUGAAAGUUCCCGAGUCAACAGAAGAAAUGGUAGAAAUAAUGAAUUACAUAAAGAGAGUCAAAACCAAAGAUAUGCAGGACCUGGUGCAAAGGAGCAAGGAGUGCUGUCGGCAAAUGAGUUACUUGAUAGAUGUUUAUCCGUUUGGUCCUGAAGACAUUGAACUAAAUUCAACAACUAUAUUAUGGCCAAAGAAGAUUAACCUCAUUUUUAAAGAGCAUGAUAUACUGAUCGAACAGGCUAAAGCAAAAGGAGAACAAGAAGUGCAACAGAAAUUUGAUAACCUGCAGGUCGAAGUAGGGAGGCUUUAUAAUUCUGUGUCAGAAUUAGAAGAAUACUCAGAACUGGAUUGCAUGCAACAGUAUGUGACUGACCUGAGGACAUUACAGAAAACAAUUCAGGACACUGAUGAAACAGUAGCUGCUCUUAAUAAAGAAGAGACUCUGCUCGGAUGGAAACCAAGUGAAUUCCCACUCCUCAACAACUUAAAAACUGAGAUAGAACCAUACCAGAAACUCUUUAAUCUUAUACUGAAAUGGCAGCGAACAGAAAGAAGAUGGAUGGAUGGGACCUUUUUGGAACUAAAUGGAGAAAUCAUGGAGGUUGAGAUUGAUGAAUUUUAUAGAGAGAUGUACAAAAUGUUAAGACUCUUCCAACAAAAGCAAAAGAAAGACCUGGACAAGAAAAAGACAGUGCGACACAAAGGUGUAAGGGGUAAUCCAACUCUUACAAUGUGUUCUUCAGUUCUGGAACAGAUUAAAGAAUUUAAGGAGAAUAUUCCCACUGUGGCUGUCUUUUGUAACCCUGGCAUGAGAGAACGUCACUGGCAGCAGAUGUCAGAUAUAGUAGGAUAUGAUAUAACACCAGAUGCUGGAACUACCCUGAGAAAAGUUUUAAAGCAGAAUCUAUCUGCUUACUUGGAACAGUUUACCACAAUAAGUGUAGGUGCAAGCAAGGAAUUUUCUUUGGAGAAAGCAAUGCAUACCAUGAUGGAAACCUGGGAUUCAAUUUCCUUCAAUACAAAUUUGUAUCGUGAGACUGGUAUUCAUAUUCUGUCUUCAGUGGAUGAUAUUCAGGCCCUUCUUGAUGAUCAGAUUAUGAAAACUCAGACAAUGAGAGGAUCACCUUUCAUUAAACCAUUUGACAACGAAAUAAGGGAAUGGGAAAGCCGCUUGAUUCAAAUUCAGGAGAAUAUUGAUGAGUGGCUGAAAGUGCAGGCACAGUGGCUGUAUUUGGAACCCAUCUUUUCUUCUGAGGAUAUUAUGCAACAGAUGCCAGAAGAAGGGCGGCAGUUUCAGACUGUGGAUAGACUGUGGAGAGAGAUUAUGCAGUUUUGUGCUGAAGACCCAAAGGUUCUUGUUGCUACUUCUUUACCAGGAUUAGCAGAGAAGCUUCAGACCUGUAAUGAGCUUCUUGACAAAAUCAUGAAAGGACUUAAUGCUUACCUUGAAAAAAAGCGUCUCUUCUUUCCCCGCUUCUUUUUCUUGUCUAAUGAUGAAAUGUUGGAGAUCCUGUCGGAGACUAAGGAUCCUCUUAGAGUUCAGCCUCACUUGAAGAAGUGUUUUGAAGGCAUUGCUAAGCUGGACUUCCUUCGCAAUUUGGAUAUUAAAGGAAUGUGUAGUUCUGAAGGCGAACGUGUGCAACUGAUUUCAAACAUUUCUACUUCUGAAGCUCGAGGUGCAGUGGAAAAAUGGUUAAUUCAAGUAGAAGAUAUUAUGCUGAAGACUGUACGUGAUGUAAUUGCCAGAUCAAGAAUGGCAUAUCUAGAGACCGAGAGAAAGCGCUGGGUUCUGGAGUGGCCUGGCCAAGUAGUGUUGUGUGUGUCUCAAAUGUACUGGACAAGUGAGGUACAUGAAGUUCUUCACAAUGGACCCAAGGGCUUAAAGGGUUAUUAUGAUACACUUCAGCUUCAACUUAAUGAUAUUGUAGAGCUGGUAAGAGGAAAACUCUCAAAGCAAACCAGGACUACACUGGGUGCCUUGGUUACUAUUGAUGUUCAUGCUAGAGAUGUCAUAAAGGAAAUGAUUGGAAGUGGUGUGCAGAGUGAAACAGACUUUCAGUGGCUUGCACAGCUGCGCUAUUAUUGGCAGAACGAGAACGUUCGUGUGUGCAUCAUUAACUGCAAUGUGAAAUAUGCCUAUGAGUACCUUGGGAACUCCCCACGCCUGGUGAUCACUCCUCUCACAGACAGGUGUUACCGCACCCUGAUUGGAGCCUUUUAUUUAAACCUCGGUGGUGCCCCUGAGGGUCCAGCAGGAACAGGUAAAACGGAGACCACCAAAGAUUUGGCUAAAGCUCUUGCUGUCCAGUGUGUUGUCUUUAACUGCUCUGAUGGCCUUGAUUACCUGGCAAUGGGAAAGUUUUUCAAGGGUUUGGCUUCAUCUGGUGCCUGGGCAUGUUUUGAUGAAUUCAAUCGCAUUGAACUGGAAGUGCUGUCUGUAGUGGCACAGCAGAUCCUUUGCAUCCAAAGAGCCAUACAGAUAAAGCUAGAAACAUUUAAUUUUGAAGGAACUGAGCUAAAGCUUAAUCCCAAUUGCUUUAUAGCAAUUACUAUGAAUCCAGGUUAUGCAGGACGUUCUGAACUUCCAGAUAAUCUGAAGGUUCUUUUCCGAACAGUAGCCAUGAUGGUUCCAAACUACGCUCUGAUAGCAGAAAUUUCCCUCUAUUCGUAUGGAUUUUUGAAUGCUAAGUCACUGUCAGUGAAGAUAGUCAUGACCUACAGGCUUUGUUCAGAACAGCUUUCCUCUCAGUAUCACUAUGACUAUGGCAUGCGGGCAGUCAAAGCUGUGCUGGUGGCUGCAGGGAAUCUAAAGUUAAAAUUUCCCACAGAAGAUGAAGAUAUAUUGCUUCUUAGAUCAAUUAAAGAUGUGAAUGAGCCCAAAUUUUUGUCACAUGAUAUACCUCUGUUCAUGGGUAUAACCAGUGAUUUAUUUCCUGGAACCAAGCUUCCUGAGGCAGACUACAAUGAUUUUCUGGAAUGUGGCAAUGAAUGUUGUGCUCGACAUAAUGUCCAACCUGAACAAACUUUUAUGCAGAAAAUGAUACAGACAUAUGAAAUGAUGAUUGUUAGACAUGGCUUCAUGCUGGUGGGGGAGUCAUUUUCUGGGAAGACCAAAGUUCUACAUGUAUUGGCAGAUACACUGUCUCUUAUGAAAGAGCGUGGUUAUGGUGAAGAAGAAAAAGUAAUUUAUAGAACUGUGAAUCCAAAAUCAAUCACUAUGGGCCAACUUUUUGGGCAGUUUGAUCUGGUAUCUCAUGAGUGGACAGACGGGGUUGUCGCUACAACCUUCAGGGAAUUCGCUUUGUCCGAGACCCCCGAGCGCAAAUGGGUCAUCUUCGAUGGCCCCAUCGAUACUCUGUGGAUAGAGAGCAUGAACACCGUUCUGGAUGACAACAAAAAGCUUUGUUUGAUGAGUGGGGAAGUCAUCCAGAUGUCCCCUCAGAUGACUCUUAUUUUUGAAACGAUGGAUCUUUCCCAGGCAUCACCUGCCACGGUCAGUCGUUGUGGCAUGAUUUAUUUGGAACCUUCUCAGCUGGGCUGGAGGCCACUUGUUACCUCUUGGCUGAGUAAACUGCCUGAACCACUGAACUCAGAGGAACAUCAAGAUCUUCUGCAGGCACUUUUUGAUUGGUUGGUACCACCAGCAUUAAGAGUCCGUCAGAAACAGUGCAAGGAACUGGUACCUACAAGUGAUAUCAAUGUUGUAGUAGCUCUCACACGGAUUUUUGAAAUGUUGAUUUGUCCAGCUGUGCAAGAAGAUCCUACAAACAAAAGCAUCCGUGCCUGGAUUAUGGGUUGUUUUGCUUUUGCCACAAUCUGGUCCAUUGGUGGAACUUGUGAUGGUGACAGCAGGACAAUUUUUGAUAAUUUCUUGAGGGAAACUUUGUCUGGGAAAUCUGAAAUAAAUCCGGUACCAGAGAACUUGAGAACAUGGGAGUGUCCCUUAGAAGAGAAAGGCUUGGUCUAUGACUACGUGUAUAAGCUCAAAGGGAAUGUAGGUUGGGCUCACUGGAAUGAAUUCAUUGAACAAAUCAGUUAUGGUGAUACAAAUAUGAAGAUUCAAGAUAUCAUAGUCCCAACUAUGGAUACCGUUCGCUAUACCUAUUUGCUGGACCUGUUCAUUAAUCAUGGAAAACCACUGCUUCUAGUGGGACCAACAGGAACUGGGAAAUCUGUGUAUGUCAAAGACAAGUUAAUGAACAACUUGGAAAAGGAGCGCUACUUGCCCUUCUUCAUUAAUUUUUCAGCUCGAACCAGUGCCAAUCAGACUCAGAACAUUAUUAUGGCCAGGCUGGACAAGAGGCGCAAAGGAGUUUUUGGCCCUCCAAUGGGGAAAAAGUGCAUUAUUUUUGUAGAUGAUAUGAAUAUGCCUGCUUUGGAGAAGUAUGGGGCACAGCCUCCUAUAGAACUUUUAAGACAGUUCUUUGACCAUGGAUUUUGGUAUGAUUUUAAGGACACCUCUAAAAUCACCCUUGUUGACAUCCAGUUACUGGCUGCUAUGGGGCCUCCAGGGGGUGGGAGGAAUCCUGUCACCCCUCGGUUCCUGCGACACUUCAACAUCUGCACCAUCAACUCCUUCAGUGAUGAAACAAUGAUCCGUAUCUUCUCUACUGUAGUGGCUCUUUACCUAAGGAGUAAUGACUUUCCUUCUGACUUCUCCACAGUUGGAAAUCAAAUUGUCACUGCCACCUUAGAGGUGUAUAAGAAAGCCAUUCAGAAUCUUUUACCCACACCAGCCAAAUCUCAUUAUACCUUCAACCUGCGUGACUUUUCACGGGUUAUCCAUGGCUGUUUGCUCAUUAAGAAAAGCGCAGUUGAAAACAAACAUGUGAUGAUUCGGCUGUUUGUACACGAGGUGUUUCGUGUCUUCUAUGACCGCCUGGUGGAAGAUGAUGACAGAGCCUGGUUGUUCAAUUUAGUGAAAGAUAUUGUGAAAGAACAUUUCAAAGAAACAUUUGAUAAAGUUUUUGCACACCUGAAGGAAGGAAAAUCACCUGUAACAGAAGAAAACAUGAGAAGUUUGUGUUUUGGUGACUACAUGGUUCCAGAACUUGAGGGAGAUGAAAGACUUUAUGUUGAGGUUCCAAGCAUUGAGGAGUUCAGUGAUGUUGUGGAGCAGUGUCUGGAUGAAUAUAAUCAAACCCAGAAAACACGAAUGAACCUUGUUGUUUUCAGGUACAUGCUGGAACAUUUGUCUCGAUUAAGCCGCAUUCUGAAGCAGCCAGGGGGGAAUGCUCUGCUGGUUGGAAUGGGAGGAAGUGGGCGGCAGUCUCUGACUCGCCUGGCAGCGUUCAUGGCAAGAAUGUGUGUUUUUCAACCAGAGAUUUCUAAGACCUAUGCUACAAAUGAGUGGAGAGAAGAUGUGAAAAGACUUCUGAGGAGUGCAGGUGUUAAAGGCUUGAAAACUGUAUUUCUAAUAACAGACACACAAAUUAAAGAAGAAAGCUUUUUAGAAGAUAUUGACAGUGUUCUCAACACAGGGGAGGUUCCCAAUCUUUUUGCAGCAGAUGAAAAACAAGAAAUUCUAGAGGGUAUUCGUGCAGCAGCUCAGGCUGGUGAUAAAGGUGAAGAGCUCAGUCCCUUGGCCUUGUACGCACUUUUUGUGAACUUCUGCAAAGAAAAUCUCCAUAUUGUCGUGGCAUUCAGCCCAAUUGGAGAUGCUUUCCGCAAUCGUCUGAGACAGUUUCCAUCGCUCAUCAACUGCUGUACUAUUGAUUGGUUCCAGCCAUGGCCUGAAGAUGCCCUUGAACGUGUGGCUAGUAAGUUCUUAGAAACGCUUCAGCUCACAGACACUGAGCGCCAGGGAGUUGUGCCUGUCUGUAAAUACUUUCAUACUUCAGUUUUGUCACUCUCUGAAAGGUUCUUACAAAGUCUUGGACGCCAUAAUUAUGUUACUCCUACUUCUUAUCUUGAGCUUAUUGCUGCAUUUCAGAGACUUCUUACUGAGAAACGAGACAGUGUAAUGAAAGCCAAGAAGAAAUAUGUGAAUGGGCUAGAUAAACUGGCUUUUGCUGAGUCACAGGUUGGUAGGAUGAAAGUAGAAUUAAUUGAGCUUCAGCCCAAACUGGAAGAGGCUAAAGUGGAAAAUGCAAGCAUGAUGGAGAUUAUAGAAGUAGAAUCUGCAGAAGUAGAAGAAAAAAGAAAAAUUGUAAAAGUGGAUGAAGAAAUUGCUACAGCAAAAGCUGAAGAAGCUCAGGCACUGAAAAAUGAAUGUGAGAGUGACCUGGCAGAGGCAUUACCUGUCAUGGAGGCUGCAAUUGGUGCUCUUGACACUUUGAAGCCUUCAGAUAUAGCUGUUGUCAAAACAAUGAAAAAUCCCCCCUCUGGUGUCAAACUUGUCAUGGCUGCUGUCUGUGUCAUAAGAGAAAAAAAACCUGAAAGAAUUGCAGAUCCUUCAGGAUCUGGAGGCAAGAUUUUGGAUUAUUGGACUGCAAGCCAGAAAAUGCUUGGCAACAUUAAUUUCUUAAAGGAAUUGAAAGCCUGUUCUGAAAAACCCAUUCCAGAAGCUGUCAUGCAGAAGAUUCGGACUGAGUACCUGACUAAUCCAGAGUUUGAUCCCCAAGUGGUGGCUAAAGCUUCCUCAGCUGCAGAGGGUUUAUGCAAAUGGAUUAAGGGAAUGGAAGUCUUUCACAGGGUAUCAAAGGAGAUUGAACCCAAAAAAGAACGUUUAAAAGUGGCAGAGGAGUCCUUGGCAAUGACAAUGGAACUGUUGAAUCAGAAGAGAGAAGAACUUGCAGCAGUUGAAGGCCGUUUGGCUGCUUUGGAACAAACCUUUGCUGAAAAGACAGAAGAAAAGGCUCGUUUAGAAUUCCAGGUUGAUUUGUGUGCUAAAAAACUGGAACGAGCAGAGAAAUUGAUUGGAGGCCUUGGUGGAGAGAAAACAAGGUGGAAUCAAGCUGCAUAUGACCUUCAAGAGGAAUAUGAUAAUCUGACAGGAGAUAUUCUGAUAUCAGCUGGUGUAAUAGCAUAUCUGGGAGCUUUUACUGCUGGAUUUCGACAAGAAUGUAUCAAAGAUUGGAGCAAACUGUGUAAGGAGAAAGAAAUCCCUUGUUCUGAGAAUUUCUCUUUGAGCAAGAAUCUUGGUGACCCAAUAAAAAUAAGAGCCUGGAAUAUCGCUGGUUUGCCAACUGACAUAUUUUCUGUAGACAAUGGGGUCAUUGUUGAUAAUUCAAGACGUUGGCCAUUAAUGAUUGAUCCUCAAGGUCAAGCAAAUAAAUGGAUCAAGAAUUUUGAGAAGGACAACCGUCUGAAUGUUAUCAAGAUCAGUGACACAGAUUAUAUGAGAACUGUGGAGAACUGCAUUCAGUUUGGGACUCCACUGCUGCUAGAAAAUGUUGGAGAAGAACUAGACCCAUCUCUUGAACCUUUGCUGCUUAAACAGACAUUUAAACAAGGAGGUGUGGAGUGUAUCAGGCUUGGUGAGAGCAUUAUUGAGUAUUCCAGUGAUUUCAAGUUUUUUAUUACCACAAAACUAAGAAAUCCACACUAUAUGCCUGAACUUGCUACAAAAGUUUUGUUACUCAAUUUUAUGAUAACACCAGAGGGACUUGAAGACCAGCUGCUAGGUAUUGUUGUAGCAGAAGAGAGGCCAGAUUUAGAAGAGGAAAGGAAUGCUCUCAUUGUUCAGUCUGCAGCCAACAAAAAGAAUUUACAAGAAAUUGAGAAGAAAAUUUUAGAAACUUUAGAGUCAUCUGAAGGUGAUAUUCUGGAAGAUGAGACUGCCAUCCAGGUCUUGGAUUCUGCCAAAGUCAUGGCUAAUGAGAUCACCAGAAAACAGCAGAUUGCAGAGAAGACAGAGCUGAAGAUCGCGGAGUCGCGGGAGGCGUACCGGCCCGUGGCACAGCACUCGGCUGUGCUGUUCUUCAGCAUCGCAGACCUGGCCAACAUCGACCCCAUGUACCAGUACUCCCUCAGCUGGUUUGUCAGCCUCUACAUCAGCUCCAUUCAUGACAGUAAUAAAUCCAAAAUUUUGAAGAAGCGACUUCAGUAUCUAAAUGACCACUUCACCUACAAUCUGUACUGCCAAGUCUGUCGUUCACUGUUUGAAACGGACAAGCUGCUCUUCUCGUUUUUGCUGUGUUGUAAUCUGCUCAUGGCUAAUAAUGAAAUAGAACAUCAAGAAUUUAUGUUCUUACUUACUGGAGGUGUGGGGCUCAAGAAUAUGCACAAGAAUCCAGAUCCAUCUUGGCUAUCAGAUAAGAGCUGGGAUGAAUUAUGUCGUGCAAGUGAAUUCCCAGCUCUGGAAAGACUGAGGAGUCAUGUCUCUGAAAAUAUGGGUGAAUGGCAAAAAAUGUACGAUAGCAAAGAGCCUCACAACUUUCCAUUACCAGAAGAGUUUAAUGAUACAUUAACUGAAUUACAGAAGAUGAUAAUUCUUCGGUGCUUAAGACCAGACAAGAUUGGUCCAGCUAUAACAAUAUUUGUUACUGAGAAACUGGGGAAGAAAUUUGUAGAGCCACCAUCUUUUGAUCUAGCAAAAAGUUACUUGGAUUCAACUGCUACAGUCCCUUUAAUAUUUGUGCUAUCUCCAGGAGCAGAUCCCAUGUCUAGCCUCCUGAAACUGGCAAAUGACAGAGAGAUGGUAGGAGAUAAGUUUCAGUCCAUCUCAUUAGGACAAGGACAAGGACCAAUAGCUACAAAAAUGAUUGAAACAGCAAUGGAAGAAGGAACAUGGGUUUGUUUACAAAAUUGUCAUUUAGCUGUCUCCUGGAUGCCAGUGCUGGAGAAAAUAUGUGAGGAGCUUAACAGUGAAAAAUGUCAUCCAGAAUUCAGACUUUGGCUUACAAGUUACCCUUCACCAAAGUUUCCAGUAACCAUUCUGCAGAAUGGAGUGAAGAUGACAAAUGAACCUCCUACUGGUCUCCGGUUAAACCUACUUCAGUCAUUUCUUUCUGAUCCUAUUUCUGAUCCUGAAUUCUUUGCUGGAUGCCCUGGAAAGGAGCUGGUAUGGGAGAAGCUACUCUUUGGAGUUUGUUUCUUCCAUGCUCUUGUUCAGGAGAGAAGGAAGUUUGGGCCCCUUGGUUGGAAUAUACCCUAUGGAUUUAAUGAAUCUGACUUGCGAAUCAGUAUCAGACAGCUGCAGUUAUUCAUCAAUGAGUAUAACCAUGUUCCUUUUGAAGCUGUUUCUUACCUGACUGGUGAGUGUAACUAUGGAGGUCGAGUGACAGAUGACUGGGACAGACGUUUACUGCUGACAAUGCUGGAUGACUUCUAUAACCCAGAUAUAAUUGAAAAUCCUCGUUACACUUUUUCUCCCAGUGGCAACUACCAUGCUCCACCCAAAGGCACAUAUGAGGAGUACAUUGAGUUUAUUAAGAAUCUUCCUUUUACUCAGCAUCCAGAGGUAUUUGGCUUGCAUGAAAAUGUGGAUAUUGCUAAAGACCUUCAGCAAACUAAGACCAUCUUUGAAUCUCUGCUUUUAACACAAGGAGGAGGCACUCAGGGAACUUCUGGGGGUGGUGACAGCACUCUUUAUGCAAUUGCAGAUGAUAUUCUCAGCAAGCUUCCAAAGGAUUUUGACAUUGAAAGUUGCCUGAUUAAAUAUCCUGUGAAAUAUGAAGAGAGUAUGAACACUGUGCUGGUGCAAGAAAUGGAAAGAUUUAACAAUUUAAUCCGAACUAUUCGCAUUACACUAAUUAACCUGAAGAAAGCCAUUAAAGGACUGGUUGUUAUGGAUGCUAACCUGGAGGCUCUGUCUGGCAGUCUCCUUGUUGGAAAAGUUCCUGAGAAGUGGGCACAGCAUUCAUACCCGAGUCUAAAACCCUUAGGGAGCUAUGUUGUGGAUUUGCUAGCAAGGCUGAAGUUUCUACAGGACUGGUAUGAAUUAGGGAAGCCUGCUGUUUUUUGGCUGUCAGGAUUCUAUUUUACUCAAGCUUUCCUAACUGGAGCCAUGCAAAACUAUGCUAGGAAGCACAGGAUCCCUAUUGACCUUCUAGGAUAUGAAUUUGAGGUUAUUCCUCAGGAUACUGCAGAUACUGCACCAGAGGACGGUGUUUAUAUCCACGGAUUAUUUUUAGACGGAGCUCGCUGGGACAGGACCAAGGGAAUGUUAACCGAGCAGUUUCCCAAAGUGCUCUUUGAUGCCAUGCCGAUCAUUUGGAUAAAGCCAACUGUAAAAUCGGACAUAAAGAAAUCUAAUGCCUAUGUUUGCCCACUCUACAAGACAAGUGAGCGCAAAGGGGUCCUGUCCACCACUGGGCAUUCCACGAACUUCGUCAUUGCAUUGAGGCUCAACACGGACCAGCCAGUCCAGCACUGGAUCAAGAGAGGUGUGGCCUUGCUGUGCCAGCUGGAUGACUGACUGUGGACAGUUCACACACAGACUUCACCUUGAUCUCUUUACUGGCUUACAGAAGAAGUGGAACUCAGUGUGUAAAAGAAACAUCUGGAGGUUUUUGUAUUGUAAGAGGACAUACAAAUACAUUCUAACCCUCAUGCUUUUGU